Messenger RNA from Oryza brachyantha (malo sina), 1727 nucleotides. RefSeq names its product E3 ubiquitin-protein ligase RDUF2-like. Gene Ontology annotation, cellular component: cytoplasm. NCBI's taxonomy places the organism in Eukaryota, Viridiplantae, Streptophyta, Magnoliopsida, Poales, Poaceae. The record is from RefSeq and is a predicted model, not a curated record. The transcript has a single exon. Gene Ontology annotation, biological process: protein ubiquitination. Gene Ontology annotation, molecular function: ubiquitin protein ligase activity. Bases 330 to 1505 code for a protein of 391 amino acids.
AAGUUGGCAACUUGGCUUUUCUUGCAGUUCCCUCGGCUAUCAUCGCCUCUACUCUCUCCUAUCACAGCUCAGAGAAGACCCAAAUACAACAAGAAGAAAACUAGUCUUCUCCAACUCUCUCCUCGACGCGCUUCCUCUCCGAGGCUCCGCCGCCUACUUGUACUUUGCUCUUCCGCCCCUCGACGGCGGCUCGCCUCCUGCCGCCGCCGCCGCCCCUCCGGACUCUGCCGCCGGCCGCCUUCUGGAACAGCAGAGGUAAAGAAAAAUCCCUUCUUGCGGUGGUUUCUGGGGCAGAUCUGAGAGCGAAAAGGUCUCGCCUUUUUUCUCCGAUGGCUUCUUCCCCCUCCUCCCCCUCCCCCUCCGCCGGUGCCGCUCCGGCGCCGGCGCCGGCGUCGUCCUCCUACUGGUGCUACAGCUGCGACCGCUUCGUGCGCGCCGCGCCGCACGAGGACUCCGCCGUCGCCUGCCCGGACUGCGGCGGCGGCUUCCUCGAGGAGAUGGGGGCGCCCCCUCCCCGCGCCGCCUACCUCCGCCGCCCGCGGGCGCACCACGCCAACGACCUCCGCCUGCGCCGGACGCGCCGGGCCGCCGCCGCCGCCGCGGCCGGGGACCGCUCGCCGUUCAACCCCGUCAUCGUGCUGCGCCGCUCCCCCGCCGCGGUCGGCGGCGGCGACGACGACUCCCUCGCCGCGGCGACUAGCUUCGACCUCUUCUACGACGACGGCGCUGGCUCCGGCCUCCGCCCGCUCCCCGAGACCAUGUCGGACUUUCUCAUGGGAUCCGGCUUCGAGCGCCUCCUCGACCAGCUCACCCAGAUCGAAGCCGGUGGCCUCGCCCGGGCAAGGGAGAACCCGCCGGCCUCCAAGGCCGCCGUCGAGUCCAUGCCCACCGUCACCAUCGCCGCCUCCCACGUCGGCGCCGACUCCCACUGCGCCGUCUGCAAGGAGCCCUUCGAGCUCGGCGUGGAGGCCAGGGAGAUGCCCUGCAGCCACAUCUACCACCAGGACUGCAUCCUCCCAUGGCUCGCGCUCCGGAACUCCUGCCCCGUCUGCCGCCACGAGAUGCCAACCGACGCCGCGCGCCCACGGCCCAGCAAUGCCGGAACAGAGGAAGAGACGGUCGGUCUCACCAUAUGGAGGCUGCCGGGAGGUGGCUUCGCCGUCGGUAGGUUCGCUGGAGGGAGGAGGCCCGAGGAGAGGGAGCUUCCUGUUGUGUACACUGAGAUGGAUGGUGGCUUCAACAACGGUGGUGCGCCGAGGAGGAUCUCCUGGGGUUCAAGGCAGAGCCGAUCAACGGAGAGGAGUGCCAUUAGGCGCAUCUUCCGCAAUAUGUUCGCCUGCUUUGGUCGCAGCCAUUUGUCGAAUUCGCAGGCCUCCUCUUCGCAUUCGAGGCCGGAGUUGAAUGAGGCAUCUGACCGGAGCGCCACGUUCAGCCAUGGUUCAAGAAGCCGGAGCACGAGCUGGAGGCUGGAAGAUGGCCACGCUGACGCCAUGGUGCAAAGAUAGGCCUCAACUGAAGAACGAAAAGUCGUUGAUUGUUUCCGUUUCGCGAAUAUGUAUUUAGAAGAACAAAAGUUUGUAGCAGUAACAGAAAUGAGAAUUGGUGUUGUACAUAGGAGCAGCAUCACCUCUAUUAGAUGAUAAUUUGCAGGGAAGAAGAUGUUCACGACGGUGAUUCUGAAACGAGCAUUUGUUAUUUAGAGCUGUGAAUUGCUCAGCUGGUAGCAA